AUGUUACCUGCAGUUGUGCCAGUGUCUGGCCACAAGAAACGAAAAGAACCACCACCUUGCACAACAGAGAGUGAUGAUCCUCUCUGGAGAAAUAUCUUUGCUCCUGGAUCGUUCAUAACGUUAGAAUGUUAUCAUGUGCCGUCGAGUCAUUUGGUCCAGGAUGCUUGUAAUAAGAAAGCGGAGCGUAGUAAUCGAGAACAAAUUGCUGUAGCAGUGAGUGAUUCUUCAGAGUAUUAUCGAUUUGAAAUGAAAACUCGAGUGCCUAAAAAGACUCAAAAUUUUAAACAACUCAUCAAACAAUUGCGGAUUUAUUGGGCCGUUGGAACCGAUGACUUUUAUCCAGGAAUUACCUUUGGUACUGAAUUAUAUUUUCCGAGCAAUAGAGAGGAUUUAUUACGAAUUAUUAAAACACAUGUGGACGAUUGGACAACGAGUGAUCGUUUGAAAAAGUAUCAUGCAAAAGUGAGUGGAAAGAAUUUUGUUUUAAAGGGAUUGGACAAGGUAUUUAAAGCAAAUAAGAGUUAUCCGUUACAUGAAAUAUUGGAUCACACCUCGACCAAUCAUGCCGAGUCGUUUAAAGGACGAGAUUUAUACAAAAUGUAUCUCGAUUAUGACGAUCUUUCGGUUGUGAAAGUGGACCUUAUUCAAUCGAAUGCAACCAAUGAGAAAUCAACGGACUCAACACUCUUUGACGAAGAUGAAAAUGGCGAUACUGAUACUGAAGCCAUGGUAACAGGAUCUUCAGAUGAAAAAAACGAAAUGAUGAAAAAAAAGAAAAAACUCCCAUCAACCAUUACAAAACUCGUUGCAUCCUCGAAAUGUGAAGAUGAUUCCUUCAUUCAAUUAGUGGCCUCUCUUGUGAAAUAUGAAAACAUGCCAAAAGAUGACAUUGGAAAAUAUGGAGCUAUGAUUGAAAAAUGUAAUGAUCAUGCAUUACCACGGGCAUCAAGUGUUAUUGAAAAGUCCACUUGCAACAGCUAUGAAUUUCUGAAAUUGGCCAUAGAAUUGAGAAUGAACGAUAUUGUGACCUUAGAUCAAUUCUAUAGAUAUGUUGCUAAAUGUUUCACUCCUUCUCAUCCUGAUGACAAUCGAAAAUUGUGGCUUUCAUGUGGCUCAAACCUGAACAUGACAUGCAAGUGA
Molecule: messenger RNA, 1140 nt
Organism: Naegleria lovaniensis
Lineage: Eukaryota; Heterolobosea; Eutetramitea; Acrasida; Naegleriidae
Exons: 1
Coding region: 1-1140 (379 amino acids)
Source: RefSeq, a predicted model, not a curated record